This is a messenger RNA of Arabidopsis arenosa, 2509 nucleotides long. The record is from the annotation of a GenBank genome assembly. NCBI's taxonomy places the organism in Eukaryota, Viridiplantae, Streptophyta, Magnoliopsida, Brassicales, Brassicaceae.
AUCAUCACCCACAACACACACUCAUGGCUUCUUCUUCCUCCAUCUCCAUCACCACCAUCAUCACUUUCCUCUUCCUCUUCCUCCUCCACACCACCGCCAAAAAAACCUACAUCAUCCGCGUCAAACACUCCGAUAAACCAGAAUCAUUCCUCACUCACCACGAUUGGUACUCAUCCCAACUCCAAUCACAAUCAUCUCUUCUCUACACUUACACAACCUCCUUCCAUGGCUUCUCCGCUUACCUCGACUCCAACGAAGCCGAUUCUCUCCUCUCCUCAAACUCAAUCCUCGAUAUCUUCGAAGAUCCUCUCUACACACUUCACACUACUCGUACACCUGAAUUCCUCGGUCUCAAUUCCGAAUUCGGUGUCUACACUGGUCAAGAUCUUGCUUCAGCUUCUAAUGGCGUUAUCAUCGGAGUUUUAGAUACUGGUGUUUGGCCUGAAUCUAAAAGUUUUGAUGAUACUGAUAUGCCUGAGAUUCCUUCUAAAUGGAAAGGUGAAUGUGAAUCUGGCUCCGAUUUCGAUUCGAAGUUGUGUAACAAGAAGUUAAUCGGAGCUAGAAGCUUCUCCAAAGGAUUUCAAAUGGCUUCAGGAGGUGGUUUUUCGAGUAAGCGUGAAUCUGUUUCUCCUCGUGAUGUUGAUGGACAUGGAACACAUACUUCAACAACCGCCGCUGGAUCCGCCGUUAGAAACGCUAGUUUCCUCGGUUACGCCGCCGGUACAGCGAGAGGUAUGGCGACUCAUGCUCGUGUUGCUACUUAUAAGGUUUGUUGGAGUAGUGGUUGUUUUGGAUCUGAUAUUUUAGCUGCUAUGGAUCGAGCUAUACUUGAUGGUGUUGAUGUGCUUUCGUUAUCUCUUGGUGGUGGUUCGGCUCCGUAUUAUCGCGAUACGAUUGCGAUUGGAUCGUUUUCGGCUAUGGAGAGAGGUGUUUUUGUGUCUUGUUCAGCUGGGAAUAGUGGUCCGACUAGAGCUUCUGUUGCUAAUGUUGCGCCUUGGGUUAUGACUGUUGGUGCUGGGACUUUAGAUAGAGAUUUUCCGGCUUUUGCGAAUCUCGGUAACGGGAAAAGACUUACCGGUGUUUCGUUAUAUAGCGGUGAAGGAAUGGGGACGAAACCGCUUGAGUUGGUUUAUAAUAAAGGGAAUAGUAGUUCGAGUAAUCUUUGUUUACCUGGUUCGCUUGAUUCGGGUAUUGUUCGUGGUAAAAUCGUUGUUUGUGAUAGAGGUGUUAAUGCUAGAGUUGAGAAAGGAGCUGUGGUGAGAGAUGCUGGUGGUUUAGGGAUGAUAAUGGCGAAUACUGCGGCGAGUGGAGAGGAGCUUGUGGCGGAUAGUCAUUUGCUUCCGGCGAUUGCUGUAGGGAAGAAGACUGGUGAUUUACUUAGGGAGUAUGUUAAGUCAGAUUCUAAUCCAACGGCUGUUCUUGUUUUUAAAGGAACGGUUCUUGACGUUAAGCCGUCUCCUGUGGUUGCUGCUUUUAGCUCGAGAGGUCCGAAUACUGUUACUCCUGAAAUCUUGAAACCUGAUGUUAUUGGUCCUGGAGUUAACAUCUUGGCUGGUUGGUCUGACGCUAUUGGUCCUACUGGUCUUGAGAAGGACUCGAGGAGGACUCAGUUCAACAUCAUGUCAGGUACGUCAAUGUCAUGCCCACACAUCAGUGGUUUAGCUGGUCUUUUGAAAGCAGCUCACCCGGAGUGGAGUCCGAGUGCUAUCAAAUCAGCCCUCAUGACCACAGCUUACGUUCUUGACAACACCAAUGCCCCUCUCCAUGAUGCUGCAGACAACAGCCUCUCUAACCCACAUGCUCACGGCUCGGGCCAUGUAGAUCCUCAAAAGGCUCUUUCACCGGGUCUCGUCUACGAUAUCUCCACCGAGGAAUACAUCAGGUUCUUGUGCUCUCUAGACUACACAGUAGAUCACAUUGUUGCGAUUGUGAAGCGACCUAGCGUCAACUGCUCAAAGAAGUUCUCUGAUCCUGGUCAGCUCAACUACCCAAGUUUCUCGGUUUUGUUUGGGGGUAAAAGAGUUGUGCGGUACACUCGGGAAGUAACAAAUGUUGGUGCAGCAAGCUCGGUUUACAAAGUGACGGUUAAUGGAGCUCCUAGUGUUGCGAUCUCAGUUAAACCAUCAAAACUUUCGUUUAGAACCGUGGGAGAGAAGAAGAGGUACACAGUCACGUUUGUGAGCAAGAAAGGAGUGAGUAUGACAAACAAGGCCGAGUUUGGAUCCAUCACUUGGAGCAAUCCGCAGCACGAAGUGAGAAGUCCCAUCGCAUUCUCUUGGAACCGGUUUUGAUAAACAUCUAACAUCCCUAGUGAUGUUUUCUAUUUAAGUUAUCUUACUGUUGGUUGGGGGUUGAUUUCGGUUUCUACAUGAUUGGGUUUAGGCUAAACCAAAACCCAUCCUAAGCCAUAACUAGUGGGAAGUGUUCUUGUUUGGUUUGGUUUGAGUCAUUGAGUGUGUAGGUGAAAGCAUCCCAAAAAAGUUAGGGAUGAUAAAAGAAAAUGUUGUCA